Pocillopora meandrina is the source of this 30599-nucleotide messenger RNA. NCBI's taxonomy places the organism in Eukaryota, Metazoa, Cnidaria, Anthozoa, Scleractinia, Pocilloporidae. The record is from the annotation of a GenBank genome assembly.
AAAAUGGCGGCCGAGGUCAGCGCUUCUUCGCCAGGGGAGCUCGAAGAGGAUUUUCUCGAAGAAAGGCUGUCGAAACCCAUCACUUACUCACCCGAAGUGGAAGAAGCUAUUUCGCAGGUAUUUCUGUUGUAAUUAGGGGUAUUUAUGUCAGGUACACCCAUAUCUUGAGUGCAGACUUCCUUAUUGUAAUACCUGAAAUUACUAUUUUAAAGACGUGGCAAGUGUACGUAUAGAGGGAAUUUCUAUCAAGGAAUAGGAUUAACUGAGCCAUAUUUACAUUGGAAGGUUUCCUAUUUGCAAGUCCUCUUAUCAAAUGAAAUUUGGUAUUUUUAGCAAAGAGACUUUUCGAUGAAAAUCUCAUUAUAGUCAGGACAAAAUCUGGCUGUAAAUCAAUAUAUAUUUAUUUUAAAAAAAUGUAGAACAUUUGCAGACCAGGGUGACUCGCUAAUGAAAUUAUGGUGAAUUUUCAGGAAGAUUGUACCCCAGCUUGUUUCCUUUUACAGACAUCUUGCUUGAGUUUACUUGUUUGUUUCAAAAAUAAUUUACUUAAAAGUGCUCUUGCCCUUUAACUCUCAGAAGUGAUCAGCAUGUAACUUCUCCCUAUGAUAUUCAUACAUUUUACAGCAAACAGGUUAUGAGAAUACACAAAAUUAUCAGGUAGAAGUUUGUUAUCUUGACCUCACACCAAAUUCUCAUUACUAAUUUUAAAGGAAACCUUCAGGAACAAGAGGGGGAAUUAACAAACAGAUCUUGUGUAUUAAAGGGUUGAGAAGCUACCAAGUUACACAAUAAAUGCUGUUUUACAUGAGCUAGCUCUUCAAUUUUUUACAUGCAUAAUCAGUUUUUGUCAUGAACUGCAAGCUAGGAACUAUAGACUUAACAAAGAAUAUAAAACAAAGAUUUUGUCAAUAAGUGUUUUGGUAUGAAACAUGAAACAUUUAUCAAAAUGGGCGGUACACAGUUAGCAUUUGCAUUUGGACAUGAAAGGUGUAAAUUUUUUUCUGGAAGAUUGAUAUUACUCAUUUGAUCAUAAUUAUUACAAUUUUCCCAAAUGUUAUUGGUGCAAAAGCGCUUUAUUUUUCAUUAAUUAUUCUGUAGAUUUGUAAUUGGACAAUGUGAUCUGACAGUUGGCUGUAAUUGUACACCUGUGAUCGGACAAUAAAGGCAGCCAAUCAUACCAAGUCCAUUUAGUCAAAUCCACCAAUCACAAAAUUGAUAGCAAGAACCAUAGCAACAAUCACUUAUCCUAAAAGGACAGGGAAUUUAGAAAAUUGAGGAAUUUCUUACUUUAGAUCAUGGCUUUACUGGAGAUAUUUUCUUAAAUAAAUGUGUUUUUUUUAAAAUUUUACUGGUUAUGGUUACUUGGUAACUGGACUUCACUUCAUCCAAUUUGUAAUCACUGGUAUGAUUAUAGACUGAAUUAGACUCCACUUGGUCCUAUUGCCAUUAUUUCUUGAAAAGUAUUUUGAGGUGUUAUGAAAUAAGUUAGAUACAACAAGUGUCUAGGCUUUUGGCCAAAAACUUAUCAUUUUUACAAUGGGAAACCCAUUAAGAAUUGAAUUUUUCUUUAUAAAAGCAAUACACCAUAAUUUUUAUUGGUUUACCUGUGUAACAGUCUACUUCCUGCACCUCAAGCAACUCUUUCACUCCUCUCAUGCUCUCAAAAUGUUCUGCAUGCUUUAUAUCCCCAUAAACUUAUACUGAUGUAUAAACCAAUUGUUGAUACUAUUGAUAAUAAUAAUAAUAAUAAUAAUAAUAAUAAUAAUAAUGAUAAUAAUAAAAAUGAUGCUGAUAAUAGGAGUGAAGCAGUGGACAUUUUUUGUAUGAAUAUAUGAAAAUGAUAACAGUCUUUAUUACACCCAUUUUGAAAUCACUGGUGGCCCCUGUAAUCUGAUUGGCUCUAAUUGGUGCGAUUUAUUUGUGAAUCGCACCAUUUUUUGCUUUAAAUUGCAUCUUUUUCCCAGCCAAUGAGGAGGCUACACUAAAAACAAAACAAUCAAUCAGAUUUCAAGACUUGUUUAAAGUAACCAAUCAAAUUGCAGGAAAAUGAAAAACAACAAGUAUCAUGUGGCAAAUUUUGCAUUUAUUGUUUCCAAACUCUUAUUUUUUUUCCCCAAAAAAAUGGAUGAAUUUAAUUUCAAACCAGCUUAGUACUGCAUCAAUAAAAUAUUUGAACUAACCAAUUCCUGUAUUUUGGCGAUUUCAAAAUGGAUGUAAUAAAGUGGUAAUUGAACCUUGUGUCGUGCAAUUUUGGUCUGAAAUCAUACUUGUGAUUUCAAAUCAAACUCACGCUGCAUGCUCGUUCAAUUUUCAAAUCACACAUAUGAUUUCAGCCCAAAUUGUACUCCACUCAGUUCAAUUACCAUUAUUACUUAGAUUUUCUGUCUCUUUUUUGGUUAGGUGUUUAAGAGUGAUGAUCCCCUUGACAGUAAAGAUUUUAACCCAGUCGAUUAUAUAAACUCAGUUUUUCCAACUGAACAGGUUUGUUAUUGCUGUCUUUAACAUCCUAGAUAGAUGUUCAGUGUAGUUUCUUUUAUUAAUAGUGAUGAUUCUUUAUAGUUCAUAAAGGUCCAGGUAAAUCUGGAAAGUCCUGGAAAAAGACAAAGGGUUUUGGAAAGCAAUCAAGCAAUUAUGUUUUCAGAAUUUACAUCACAUGAAAUGUAUGUAGACUGUUUGGAGAAUUUAUUUCAAAAUCUUGGCAAUGAAAGGGUUUAAGGUGAAAUUUGGAUUCUUGGAAGUGCUGGAAAUGUCCUCAAAAUUUGUUUCUGAAAAAGGGUAUACAUGUAGUGUUAAUCAAGUUUUGUGUAGUAUUAAUUUUAUUUUUCAUUCUAGUCCCUUGCCAAUAUAGAUGAUGUUGUUAAUAAGAUGAGACUAAGAAUCAGGUAGGGCCACAUGAAAAGCUCAGGGUACUUUUGAAUGUUUAUUAUUUGCAAAUGCUGCACAAACUUUCUUAUAUUUUGUAUUGUUGUGGAUUUGGUUUGGUUUAAGGAACACGACUCUGAAAUUUUAUUGAUUGAUGUGGGUUGUUGAUUGGAUUGGAUUCAAUAAGAUACAUACCAUCUAACCCUUUCACACCCUUGAAUGAGUGAAUUUCUACAUAGCUGCCAGUCACAAGUUGCAAAAUUGGUGACUUGCAUCGGAAAUUUGGCGGCCACUGUUUGUUUCUCCUUGUGAAGGGGUCAACCAAACUUGUUGCAACUUGGAAUGCUAAUGCUAUUCACAAUGUUCUUGUGUAUAGAGAGUUAAUGUAAUGAUUUUGUCUUCUGUAAUCGUUAAGUUUAUGAAUAUGAGUUUGUGAUUAUCAGGGGUCUUGAUGAAGAAAUUAGAACAGUUGUCCGAGGACAGACUAACAUUGGCCAUGAAGGAAGACAAGUAAGAAACAGUAAUAUUUAGAUCUACAGAUGAUAUUAAUCAACCAAGAUUCCUUAUAUGAUCUGAUUGGUUUGAAUUGUGUUGGUAAAUGGUAUAUGUACCAGUCAAUUCAAAGUUGCUUAUUGACUUGAAAGUUUCUCUGAAUUCGCCUAACAAUUUCUCAAAUGUUUUUUAAUGCCUCAAAACUAGACUUAGCCUUCAUCCUCCAAGCUCUUCAGAACCAAAUAUUGAAAAUAAAGGAUUGAAUUUAAAGCACCUUCCUCGUACAUUUGAGCAGUGCCAUAUUUUGUAAAUUUACCAACCCUUGUAGGUGUUACAUGGUAACAAAGUGACUAGGGUCUAAGUUUUCACUGAGGGCUCACAUCUGAACCAAACAUUAGGCUCAUGAGAAUGAAAGACUUGAUCACAAAGAGAGAGUUAAAGGAAUAGAAUCUUUGUAGUUAUAUACCUCUUUUGUUACACACCUGAGAGGCUGGGAGGUUAUGUAAAACAGUUUGUGAAUAAUUUGCCUUUGGCUUGCUAUGGAAGAGCUUUUUUUUUUUUACCUUAUGGAUAUCCCAUGUAGGUAAUAGGGACUUUAAGCAGCUGGGAGAGCAACAUCAAGGAAGAUGUUGAUCAAGGAGAUGAAUUUAUAUUUUUACAUGUAGUUAGAAUUUCGCAAAUGGCUAGACAUAUUUGCUGUCUCGUACAUCACUACACCUCUUUUUUUCAAAAUGGAAUUUUAAAUAAUUUGCGGUCUGGGGCUUCCGUUCUCAGACAGUGUAAAUUUUGUAUUAUAAUUGUUUUGUAGAGGACAGCUGGUAAAUAUAAAAAUUUUAAAAUGCAAAUGCUAAGCUAUUGUUGUGCUCGCAAGAUCUUUUCUUUUGCCACAUCCUUGGUGCUGUUGUCGUUGAUUUGCUUAAGGUCUCUUAUCACAGAUGAGAAUGAGGUAUCACUGAGUAAAGCUUUGCAUUAUCAAAAGAGUACACCCAUUUCUUUAUGCUACUGAUGCUGUGUAAAUCAACCAUCCUUUAAAAGGUACAAAUGCGAAAGAAAGCGAAAUGAUCAUCAAUUAUGCCAUGUGAUUGGUGGCAUAAAGUCAUUUAGUUGACUUCAUGAAAAUUACAUGUGGAAGAUCGUCAGAGUAGUUCAGAAUGUUUUGUCCUUGCAUAUGAUAAUUAUUAGAGAACACAAUUUGCUUACAGCUGAGUGAUUUCCACAAAUUAAUAUGUGUCCUUUACUGUUACAUAUUUUUGUGGGAACUUAACUUGGCAAAAAUGGAAUGAACAUGUUUUGUGGCAAUUUGUAUUUGCGAUUUGGCUACGAAUGUGUCUUAAAAGGAACUAAAUUGUGUGAAAAUUGUCAAAACACUGAUCUGCAUUAACAGACAGGUAGUCUCAAAAUGACCACAAUGGAUAUGAAUUUUCCAUAACAAUAAUUUCCAAUGGCAGUGAACAAAACCGUAUCAUUAUUAUUAUACUGAUAGGAAAGGAUUGUUUGAAAACUAGGCAUGGUGUAUCUUACAAGAACUGCAGCAAGAUGUUGAGUUUGAUUUAGAGGAAGGAUUUAGAAGCUGAAAUUGAAAUUUAAAAAAGACAUGGACAAGAUGAUGAUGUAAUAAACUGAUAUUGACAUUGGUUAAAGAAACAAACAGCAGGGAGCAAACUUUGUAUGAUUAAUUUUUUGCGAAAACCUUUUACGUGGGUCUUUAAUGUCAUGAUUUUGACAACUGCAAAAAUUAAGUCCUGUGAAAAUAAAGUAGCAAUAAGGUAUUGGAAGAUGAAUUGAAACCGCUCCACAAAUUUUUCAACUUUUUACUUGCUUGGAUUUGGAGUCCUCUUUUUGACAAUAAAGCUGCCAAUUUACUCGAAUUAUGCAUAUCAGUCACCGAAGCCGUUCAAAAUGCCAACCACAUUUUUAAUUGCAUGACAUAACUCACACCCCUUAAUUACUUGUUCAGCAACCUUUGACAGGAUAUUUUUUUUCUUAUACCAGGCACUUGAUGAAGCUCAACAAGCAAUUCAACAGUUGUUUGCAAAAAUAAUCGACAUCAAAGAAAAAGCUGAUAAAUCAGAACAAAUGGUGAGCUGAUCAUUAUCUUCCUCCACCUCCCCCUCCGCCCCUGCAUAUCAUAUUAUACAUUGUAGUGCCAAAUGGAGUGAUUUCCACUUUGCCAGCCAAGUCUUUGUAUUGUACUCUUGUGUGAGUACUAUUUGGUUCAGUUAGAGACAAAUAUGUGUAACAAGUGUAGGGUAAAGAAUUUAGGAGAAUUGGUUGUUCUGUUUGAAGAACAGCUGCAGUAUUUACUCUAUGUUGGUGUUUUACUAUUUAAUUGUACAAGAGUCUUAUUAAAGAAUCAAAAGAAGAGAGACUGAUGUUAAUUUUGUUAGUAUGGUAUCUUAUCCUUUGUUGUAUCUAUCACAACCUAAAUUUCCAAGUUAGUAAGCAAGUAAAACUUUAUUUAGACAGGGUAGCCCAUUCAGCUCAAAGGCUGGUAUUCAUAGGAGCCUUGUAUCAAAAUACAAAUAUGAUUACAUUAUAUUAAAACUAACAAUACAUUUAAAAUUUAAUAUCUGUCAAGUUACUAGAAGGAUAUCUAAAAAUUGAAACUGCAUAAAAGGCUGUUUUGCUCGGUGUGUCAAUGUCGUUUAACUAAAGCAAAAACCAAACUUGGCAUUAUAAAUUUGUAUUUCAUUGUCUUUGUGUUCAUGUUCCUAUCCCUGAAUGCUAUCAUUGAUGAUACUUUAAAAAUGUACAUAGCUACAACUUUGCCAUAAAAUGACUGUUUUUUAGGUGAAAGAAAUCACAAGAGAUAUCAAGCAGCUAGAUCAUGCAAAGCGACAUUUGACAAGCUCCAUUACCACUCUUAAUCAUCUCCAUAUGCUUGUUGGUGGAGUUGACUCUCUUGUGUAAGUUAAUUUGAUUUGAUCAAACUUACACAGGAUAUAAUUUGUCAGUAGCUGGUUGGUUCCUCUUGGAAUACUUUCUAUCAUCUCAAGUUUUCCAGAUUUGACAGAUUGUCCUCAAUCCCAAAAAUAAAAUGCUGCAAAGAUUUAACACUUUCAGUUCUGCAUACAGCUUCCUGUGUCUGUGUCAGCAGGUCAAGAGAGAAUUUACAUCUAUUUCAGGGAGAAGGUUCCUUGUAAAGAAAUGUUCAGCAGGACAUUAAUGAAAUAAAAACCAAACCCUUUAGAAAUUUGUACUGCUGUCUACUAUACAAUAUUGUUAUGAUGUUUCUUCAGAGAAUUUAUUAUUGGAUCAACUGGUACUCCCCUUAUUGAUAUUUUUUUCAGUUCUUACUGCUUGUCUGCUUGAUAUUGUAUAGUUCUUGAAAGGAGAAAUUCUGUCUUGGUCACUCAUGGGAGUUUAAGGGUCAAGGUGGAAAUUUAGCAAUUUAGCAACUUACCAAGCCAAGAUUUAUGUGGGUUAAAAAUUCUGAUAUAUGGAGUUCAGCAUGGAAACAAGGCUUGUGCAGGAAAGCCUUUAUAACUUCAGAAAAUCUACAACCUUGUUUAGUUUGGAUGAUGUAUACUGUAAGGUCCAUGUGACAUUAUUAAGUUGGAAGAGGAAGUUUAUAGUAGUUUUUUAUAUCCUAGGACUUUGACCAGAAAGAGACAGUAUGGAGAGGUAGCCAAUCUGUUACAAGGAGUUGUCAAUGUUUUGGAACAUUUCAAAAAGUACUUUGGGAUUGCACAAAUACGGGAACUGGCAGACAAGUAAGUGAGAGACAAAGAGAGAACGCUGCUACAGAUGGUUGGUUGCAAGUACCUUGAGAGAUUGCAUUUUCUCAACAUAGAAUUUACUUUUAAUAUAUUAUGAAAAAGCAAAAUGUCGUGAAUGGUGGUCUCAUAUAUGCAUCUGUCCUCAUAAUGAAUCUUAAGUAAAACUAUUCAAAAUGCGUCUAUAAUUCAGCUUACUAUCUAAUAAUUAUAGUAUGAAUUUCAGAUCAUUUAUUUUAAUUUAAACUGUUUUGAUGUGAUUCCCCUGUUGCAAUAGGUACAUCAUCAUAAUCCUUAAAUGAAGGAAAUCCUGUAGUAUGAAAUUAUUUUGACCUGAAUUAAAUUCAAACUCACUGUUACAUGUUAUGUGUUUUAGUUUAAAGUGUUUCCAGGCUGAAUUGAUUGCAAAAUAGUUUCAUUUAACAUUAUUUUUCUUUGUUUAGGGACCAAGGUAAUUUGGUAAUGAAACAAAAGAAUAAUUUUGAAUCAGACAGGAAAAAAUACUGUAUUAUUUUGACCAGACAUUUGUUUAGGGUUACAACAUAUCUGUCAAUGCAUACUCAAUCGUAUUAUCAAUGCAUCAAACUCCCAUGGCAAAUAAUGGGUUUGUGGACCUUUUGUGAUCUUUCUAAUUGUGUAACUUGUAAAUGCUAGGGUGAAAAAAAUACAAAGUGAACUUGGUACUCAGAUAUUGGCAGAUUUUGAAGAGGUCUUAUCUGUGAAAGGGAUUAAGGUAUGUUUAUUAACUUUUCAGUAAUGUGUAACAUCAGAAUUUUGUUCCAUUCCCUUUCUAUGUCAAAAAUGUAUCAUUACUGCUUUUAAUUCUCACAAGUGGUUAUUCCUAGUAACUUCUUCGUAUACAUGUGGCAUCAGUAACAUUUAUAAAUUAAAACAGGUAUGACAAAUUGACCAAGGGACAAUUAGAACUUCACACGUCUAGUGUUAUUAAAGUUAUGAACAAGUCUGUAGUCAAAAAAUUCAGUUUUUGAUGGGCAUUGGAACCAAACCAGGCAGAUACUGGUGUGGUACUUGUACUGCAUUAAUAAGUAACUGCUAUAGUUGAUAAGCAUUUUAGUAAACCUGAACAAAUUUUUCAAUUGUAAUUGUCGGCAGCCGCCAUCAGGACCUAAUUCACAAUUAGCUGAGGCUUGUCAAGUGGUAAAUGUGUUGGAUCCUAAAGUAAAGUAAGUGGCCUUUUUUUUUUAAAUAUAAUCAAAACUCUAACAAAAUUUUAGAAUGUUCACCAGCUCAAUUUGAACGCUAAUAGGACAGUGAAUGCACCAUGCUUGUAAGUAGACAGUGUAAUAGGACAGAAAACAUGUCAUGCCUUUGUAAGUGGACAGUACAUGUCAUGUACGCACUCUGCUGUCAGGCAUUUUGCUGAGUUAACUGUUGUUGUUUUUUUAUGAAAAUGUGUUACCAAUGUCUAGUUUCUUCCUCAAAUUUUGUCAAAGUUUUGAUUGAUUGGUAAUAGGACUUGGUGUUGCCCAGUUCUGUCAGUAUAAUCAUACUCAUAAUAUUAACAAAUCGAACUCCAGUUUUGUGGUUGUUUGAUUUUUUUAAACACUCUUGUGAUUACAGACCAAAUUGGACACCACAAAGUCCUAUUACCAUUAUUAAUUGAAAAAAUUUCUGAUGAAAAAUCAUUUAAUUUUUCUUGUUGGCAAAAUUUAAAAAAUGAAAUUGAAAUAAAAAAUUGAACAGUUAAAUAGAAAAAAAUAAAGAAGGAGUUCUUUAUGAUUGCCUGUCUGCAGAUGAGUGCAGAAUCAGAAGUUUUGUUGUUUUAAAAAAUUAAACACUGAUCAUUACCUUCAUACAUUAUGUGAAAAGAAAACAAAUGCUUAUUUAAGUGAGCAGAGUUUUGGUGAAAACUUACAAGGUAGCUGCCAUUUUUGUUUCUAGAUAUUUUGAUACUCCUAGUUAACUAUUGAUCAUAUUGUGACAUCUGAUUGACUUUAUUAUUAAUCACUUCACAGGAAUGAGUUGCUCUCCUGGUUUGUCAAACUCCAGUUAGCAGAGUAUCAACAACUUUUCAAUGAGUCAUUUGAGGUACAUAGUAGCAGCCUUAGGUUUUUAUUUUGGUAACUUCCAGGAGUGAUUAGCAUGUAACUUCUCUCGAUAAUAGUCAUACAUUAUUAAGCAGGGUAUGAGAAUACUUAAAAUUAUCAGGUACAUUUGUUAUCUUGAAUAUAACACCAAACCUUUAUAACUAAUCAACAAAGGAAUGUGCAGCAGCUAGAGAGAAGAAUUAAAAAUCAGAUCUUGGGGGUGAAGGGGUUAUAAUGAAGAUGAGAAUCCCAUGUUGACUUUUGUUAGUCAGCCCUUGGUAUUUUUAUAAUACGUGUUCAUUUGCAUUUGAAUUUACUUUAAAACUCAUUGAACUGAAAUUGUCCUUUGAUCUAUUCUCAUGUUUUUGUUUCUGCACCCAGGUUUCUUGGCUUGAUAAAAUUGACCGCCGGUAUUCCUGGUUGAAGAGAGCUCUUGUGAAGUUUGAUGAAGACUUUCAAGGGACAUUUCCACUUGAAUGGCAUGUGGAGGAGAGAAUCAGUGAAGAAUUUUGUAAAACAACCAAGUAUGACUGAACAAACAUUACAUUAUCCCACCCUUAGUAAUAGAGCACAUUUCAAUUGAGUUUUGGAAAACUGAAACCAAGACAUACGGCCAAUCACAUACAAAGAAAAUAAUAUUAAAAUGAGCUCAUGAGAAUUGAGGUAAAGGUAAACAGACUGGUCAAACAUGUGUACCAAAGUCAGGAUGGUUUUGGCUUUGAAUGUGUUUGUUUUUGGGAGGAUGGUGCAAGUUUUAUGGACUAACCACAGAGCAAAGUAAGGCAAGACCAUUGUAAGCCUUGAUUACUUCCCAUGCCCAAUGGAAAAUUGUUCCAAAGUUUAAAUUAAUUGUGUGGAUGUAUCAUUAAUUUAUUCCUCUACAGUAAAAUUAUUUUAGGGAUAUAAGAAAAUCUGUACUUUUUUUUCACUGAUAGGCGUUUUUGGAAAAGUUCUUUAUUUAAAAAUGUGUCAUCUCUCAAUGAAAUUUUUUAUUCCAAAUUUUUUAAGGAAUGUGUUACUUUAUAAAGGUAAUGCUACAAAAGCUCUCUUAAUGAAAAAAAAUACUGAUUCAUUACACUGCAGUGUUAUAUUUUAUAGGUGACAGAAUGAUAACCAUGAAUUGUGUGUAAUUACCAGUAGAUAGUAAUAUCCUCAUCAAAUUGUUAGAUUUAUAAAAAAUGAGAUAUCUUGAAUGGUAGUGGUUUAUCGCUAUGGUGAAUACAUUUGGAAAGAAGUAAGUUUUUUACUUUGAUGUACUUUGUUGACCCACAGAAAAGAUUUGUCAAAAAUCAUGACAGCAAGAGUUCAAGAACUUGAUGUCAAGCUGCUUUUGUUUGCCAUCCAAAGAACAACAACCUUUGAAAGUUUAUUGGCUCAGAGGUUUGUUCAGCAUGGCUAUGAGGUAACAAAAUUUACUGCCAUUGAAAUUGUUGAACAGUUUUAUUGUUGGUUUAAUGCAUUGUACUUGAUUCAUUUCUCCUUUGUGAUUGCUACAUUUUUGCUUCCCUGUCACAAAUGUGUGAUAUCUUAAUUUUGAAGUGUAAAUUUAUCAUCUUUCUUAAUUUGUCAAGACAAGACGCUUGUAUGAAGAGAUUGUUUGUAGGAUGCAGGUUGUUUUGUCGCAUGUUAACCAAGGAUAUAUUUGGCCAGAGGAAUUCACUGUGGCCUAGUUGGUCUAAAGUUAAACCACAAAUUAAAUCAGAUGUGACUGAUUUUCGAAAGCAACGAUACUAAUAAUCACAUUAUCAGCUGAUGUUUGCAUACUUUAGAAACUUGGAAUUUACUCCCAGAGACUUUGAGUAAGAGAAAGGUGUUAGAUAAGGGAUUGACUGCAAAUGCUUUUUUACAUUGUAUGAACCAACAAUAAACUUUAUGGAGGUUUUUUUUUCCUAUUUUACAGUCUCUUCUCCAUUUUGUUUUUUAGGAGAAAGGAGAAUCAAAGGAGAAAGGAGACAAGGUUUGUAUCAUGAUUCCAAAAUGACAUAAAAAUUAUGUAGGUGUUGAUGUGAGAUUUGAACAACUCAUAAAUUUCUAAGAUGGUACACAAUUUAUUUAUUUAUUUAAGUUAGCCAAGUAGCCUGUCACUGGUUUUCCUUUAUUCUGGAGCAAGAAUUGUCAGUGAACUAAGUACUCUAACUAGCUGCUGAAAAUUCCAAAAUCUGCCUAAUUUUGUUCCUUUUUGACCAUUUUCCCUCGAGAAUCAUUUUUAAAUGAUUAGAGAAUAUUAUUUUGGUGGCAAAUCAUUGUGAGUUGUGUCUUGACAACAACAAAAACCUACAGAGUUUUAACACAGAAAGUCCUUGGUGUCCAGAAUUGUUCCCCUGAAUUAAUUUGCCAGAGAUUUUUCAGUUCCAGCAAUUGGAGAUCACUGAAAUGUGCUCUUUGUUGUUUCAUUAAAGAAUCCAUGGUGUUUGCCUUUCAGACAAAUUAAGUGCUCACGUAAUCAGACUGCAGCUAAAUGCAAAGAUUGAAAAAAAUGUUGUAUUCUGUACUUUUUUCCUCUUUCAGCCAAAACAGUCCAAGUUCUUAGGAAUUAUCUCAAGAUGUUUUGAGCCACAUCUUCAUAUUUAUAUAGAAUCACAAGACAAGUAAGUAUGAUUGUUAAGAUUAUUGUAUGGGGAAAUCUUUAGUCACUAGCUUGGACAAGCCUUGGAAACCUUCCUUGUCUUAACUGUCGUCCAUUCAUAAAGGGUUUGAAACUAAGGAUUAUUAAACACAAAGCCAAAAUGAUCACAGUGGGCAGUUAGGACAAAGGAAACGAUCGACAGAGCUUAGGAGAACUCAACGUGACAAGCUGACUGGUUGGGUAGCAGCGCGGGAAAACGCCGCCUGACAAAAGCGUAAUUGGUGUUGGUUUUAGAUCGGAUUGGUUAAGAAAGUGGUGCGAACUUUUUUUUCUUAUUUAGACCAAUUACAAAGCGCAGAGAUGCAAAACCAAUGCAAUUCUGACUACUUUUUAGACUAGAAGAACUGAACACUACUUUCAUUCCUCAACAGAAACCUAUCAGAAUUGAUGGACAGGUUUGUUCAAGAUUUCAAGUCUCAGGGAAUCCCCAUGGUAGAAGGUGAUGGAAGUAAUGUCGUAUUUCCCAGCGCUGGUGAACUAUUUGUGUUCUACAAAAAGUGCAUGGUACAGUGCUCACAGCUGAGCACCGGGCCCCCGCUGCUCUCGCUCACUGCGGCAUUCCAGAAGUUUCUCAGAGAGUAUGCUACCAGAGUACUCAAUAACCAUCUCCCUGUAAAGUGAGUGUUGGUCUGCGUUGUCAAAGUUCAAACUUUAUUAUUUGAUAUAUUUUGGUCUGGUAGCUUUGGAAAAAAGGGAAGACCAACGCAUUUAGCAAGGUGUAUUCGGAGUUACAUGUAUUAUGGUAUAUAAUUUUAUUGACAGAAAUGGUAACAUUUUUAAAUGUUAUAUGUUGAUUUUAAGCACAACUGGCUCAAUUACACAAAAAGACAUUCAUGAAUUUCAGUGAUUGAUUCAGAAAAGCUAAUAGUUGAAGUUUAAUUGGCUGUUGUAGGUUCAAACUGGCUGAUUCACUUGUCCGAUUACUAGCAUCUUGCAAUCGCUUUUAAAAUCUUCAAAAUUAACCUCAAACGUGAAAAGAUAAAGCAAUUUCAUGUCGAAAGUAACGUGUCUUUGCAUAAGUAUUGAUGUACUGACUCUGCUACUUUUAGUGAUCUGGUCACUCGUUUUUUCAGUUCUUAUUGGUUCUUUGUGAAAUCUACCUUUACUCUGCUUGUUUGUUGUUAUAACCUUUGCUUUGUGUUAUGAUACUCGAUCGAAGAGUAAUCUUAGUUAAAAAAAAUAAUAAAAAGUGUUUCUUAUAAUAAAUGCUCUUUGCUCUCCCUCCUUAGGAGCACAGGUGGCUUGGCUAGCAUCUUGAAGGAUUCUGGUGAAGUGAAAUUCAGCAAAGAAGAGCAAAGUUUGACUUGUUGUAUUCUUUGUACAGCUGAUUAUUGUCUGGAAACAACUCAACAGGUGAAAUUCUGUCUCUAUUUCAGAUAAUACCGCGACUAUCCCCAGAUACUCUAAGGGUUCAUCUUCAUUAAAUAUUUUUCAGCUUUAAAAAGUCACUCUCUCUUUCUUAACUACUCUGCUCUUCUGUCUUAAAUGGGUGACUAGUACCUGCAUUGUAUCGUAGAUUUUGUAGAGCUGAGGUGUUUUAUGCUUCUCCAAGAUUCAGUUUGGUUUUUCAUCUCAUCGGUUGUGUAAAGCGAGUACUUACCUUUCAGUAGCAACAACUUUCGGCCAGGGUGUAAACUCAAAGCCUUCUCGGAUUCUUUCAACACCAUCUAGUACUUGAUUCAAAUGCAUUUUCCAUUCUCUAUAGUUAGAGGAGAAGUUAAAGGAGAAAGUUGAUCCUGAAUUGGCGGAGAAAAUUGACCUCAAUGGGGAACAAGAUGUAUUCCAUAGGUUAGUGGCCUAAAAUUUUUACACCUGAUUUUCAGACCUGUUUGAAUUGUUCAUUUUCACAAAUCUAAUUGCUCUCGAGCCAAGUAGCACAUCGUCCGAAUAACUUGGACGUAAUGGUAACCGUCAAUUGCCUGAAUGCGAUGUAAUGAAUCCACAAGACGAACACCGUACUUUUGUGUUAGAAAAUUGGGGGUGGAAGACACUUCAAGCCACUUCCUUUCAUCUUUCUGAUGUACUGUUACUGACUUUUUGCGCGCUCUUUGUUGCGCGAAAAGAAAGAGACUGAAUACUGCUUGAGAAAAAGGGGUUUAAAGUAACGUCAUUUCUUGAAAACGCAGCAAUCAAUAAGCCUUGUGAAGUUUUCUGGCAAUGUUCAAACCAAUCCAAAAGAACAUACAGCGGAAAGUAAAUUUUUUUGGUUUUUGCAAUCCUUGUUUUUUUUGUUAUGAGACUCGAGGAUUUGAGUUACCACUCGAAGUUGAUUUGUGCAAGGGUCAACAUGAGAGUAGAAUGUCAUAUUUGACAGCAGUUUUAUUGUACUAAAGUACCUUCAUCAGUAAGUGUUUACGGAAGAUUCUGAAUAUCCGACGGCCUCUGGGUUCCAGAAAAAGAGGCCGUCCAAAGCAGUCUUGGAGGAGCGCACUGUCCAAGACGAAAAAAACAAAAAUAACAUCACUUGAGGAACAGCCGAAAACAGAGUCCUUUGGAGAUCCACGAUCCGCGCCCUAUGCUCCCCAGCAGCAGCGAGGAUGGUCUAAUCUUUUAUUGUACUAAGGGCCUGUUUCUAUACCACACUCCUCCAAAACUUUUGCAUCUCAACCAAGUAUCGAUCCACAGUGUUCUUUUUAACAACUGUGUAGCUGUUGGAUCGUAUCCUUCACUGCUUUUCUCACUUCUCUGAUCUUCCAGCAGUACAGGAUCGGGUUUAGAGUUGAGUUUAAGUGGACUAGAGCGGACGAAACCAAAUAGCACGCUAAAGUGUUUAUUUUCAUUCCAGCCACAAUGCCAUAAGGGGCAUAGCAGGCAAGUAACGCUAGCUGCACCCACAAAAUGCUGGACACUGUUUUUCUGUACCUUGCUAUGUUCACUGCAAAUCCUACUACGUAUGGUUGUCCAUGGGUGGAGUCCUUUUGUAUUUGAGUUUGAUGCUUUCUUAGGGUCAGGUAAAUUUUUGCAUAAGAGGACAUCGAAGUAAUCAGUGAAAGCACUGUCAUGACUGAGGUCACUUUGUUGAAGACAUCCGCUUUCCACAACCCAAUCAUGGCAAUUGUAGCCAUCAUAAUCCAAAUACAGGUUAUGACAAAGCGAGCUCGCCUAAGUGUUACAAAAGUUCUGUAUCUCAAUCCCAACAACAGCGCAAGAAGUCUGUCCACACUUAUCACAGUCGUUGUUAACAAAGAUACUCCGCACAAAAUUGUACUUGACGUCGCACAGAUCUUACCAGUGUAAUACGAAACAUUCUCGUUCAUCUCCAUUGCAUAAGACAUGAUAGACGUUGUAUAGAGCGGCUGCACUAUAAGGCCAACACAGAGGUCGGUAGCUGCCAGGCAUCGAAAGAAUAGUUUUGUUGGAGGAUAGAUAGACGACACUCGAUGAAGAGCGCUGAGAAUCACAACGUUACCGACGGAUGAAGCGACAGCGAGAAAAAUACUCAAGCCCGCGAAAAUUUCAACCAACUUAGCUUGAGAUCCAUUAAUAGCAUCGUUGAAUGUUCUGGUAGUGUUUCCCUCUAUAUUAGAGUCUGCCAUUGUUCGUAGGAAGUGAACAAAUGAGUUUUUCCGCUUUAAGGGCUAGAAUUAAAUCGUUAUGCCAUUGAUAGACAACCUAAUCUUUAGACAUUUUUGCCUCUUUUUUUGUUUAAUUAAUAAAGUCUUUUUAGUUGAAAGGUGAUGGACAUGUCAUUUGCCUAAGACAGUUUGUUGUAAUAGCUGUUGCGAUUUUUAGUGAACUUUUUUUUAAAUCGAACUAUACAAUAGCUAUACGAGGGAAUAGUUAAUUUUAGGUCAAUUUGUAUAGUUUGCCAAUUGUUAGUGCUCACUGCAAAUUUACAAAACUGCGAAUCUUUCCGUGCUGCCUAAAUAAUGGACACACGAUAAACGAAAGUGAUUACCAAUCACCUUAUGCUAAACUUUUUGAAACCUAAGAUCAACUUUCAAAAGAUGACUAUCGAGUAAUUUAUGCAAUAAAAACUGCCAAAUUCUUGUGCAAAAAUACUUCGUGGCUGCUAUGAUACCGCAUUUCGUCUCGGCUAUGAAGAGUAGAUUUAACGACUGUCGGAAGUUCAUUUUUGCGGUAUGACAUCGUGACUCGUGACAUAGCCCCCCCUAAUUAUGCUUUUAUGUUUGAACAAACAUUAUAUUACUAAGAAAAAUAAUCUUAAGAAACGUCGCCAUUGUAAACUAUGGCAAUAUAUUUUAAGUUGAAAAAUAAUUAAAGACGGAAGCUUGCGCAACAAAAGGAGAUAUAUUUUCACUCUUUUUACAGACGUUUGUUUGGCGAUGUUGAAAUAUAUUGUGUUGAUGAAUUUACACCGUUGUAUCUGCUCAUCAGUCACACACAACUGUUCAUGCAUGGUUGUAUUUUAGUGUACUAUUUUCUUGUUGGCAGUCGUGAAAAAAUGUUGGAAUUUUGGGGACGAUAUACUGCAGAAAAACCGGAGACAAGCAUCUCUCGUCGGGGAUUAGAAAUCAAUAUAUGACCAAAAUUAUUUCGCAAUCAGUCUUAAUAUUUACACCGUAGGAAAGUAUGUCGUCAACAUACCGGAAGUGAUUAAGUGUCGCGUUCCCAGUAAUUUUCAAAGCGGUGGCAACUUUCGCGGGCAUGUUGGGGGCGCAAAGUAUGAUUGGAAGGGAAAGUGUGAGAGGUGAAGAAGGUUCUCGUCCGCCUUACCAUCACCCCUAUCUCCCCAGUAUAGAAACGCGGACGUUUUGGAGACGACUGGGCAUGAGUCGGAAUGAUUCGCCAUUUUCUCAUUUGUCCCAACUUGUUUAUCGUUACGGUCUCUGCGGGUUUACAUUUUUGGCAGCGUUGCUAUUACAACGACAGCCGGCGUAAGGCCGGCGAGCGCGUUCAUUUUUUGUGGAAUAACUCGCAUCAGUAACUUGCCAUAAUGUGAUACCAAACAAAGUAGAGAGGUUAAUAUACAAAACGCACAAAGCGCGGAUAAACGGACACGAGGUGUUGCAAAGGUUGGUUGUAAAGGGCAACUCCUGCCUGCAUUUUCCUCUAUUACAGUUUCUGUGCGAUAUGUCAAAUCGCAAAGUAAACAUUUCCUUUCAAAUUCACCGGUUUGCUUUGAGUUAAGUUCACAAAAUUUUCCUGAUACUGGGGACUCAAAGUAUCCAGGGUGGAAUGACAUCUGCACUUCGUCGUAAGUCGACCGGACGCAGCCUAAAGUUCGAGAUCAUUCGAAGUGUGUAUCGCCUUCAGUUUGAAACUAUACUGUAUUGUUACGGCAUAAUUUAACCGACAGAAAAACGAUCUUACAAAAUCAACUACUUAUUGAACAGCGAGUAAUGUUCUAAACAAGGAGCGACUCUUAAACGUAGUACAAUACUUAUCGUUAAUAAACUUAAUUAAGCCCAGCAAAUUCUAUAUCCUAGCUCACCACCGACACAAUCUCUCCAAAGUUCCUCGAAAUAAGCGGCCUUCCGCGGUGACUCUCUCUUGGUAUAACUUUCAAAACAUUCGUCGAUCUAUUCACAAAAUGUUGUGGAACAUUCCAGAAGCUUACAUAACAACUAUUCUAGUAUUAUUACAUAAUAAAUGUGUGACGUAAUGAAAUGUUGUGGAAAGUUCUACGGUAUGCAAGUCAGCUUGACUCAGCAGACUGGAGAUUUCUAGAAGCAAAAGCAGUUCCAAAUAACAGUAUAUUCACAGUAUUUACCUCGCCACGUUUUUCGUUUAUCUCUAAUCAUGAAUAGUGUACACAUCACCUAUUCCCUAUCCCUAUUCUCUAUGUGAAGUAAUCUUUCCUCCUUCUUCCUUGUCUAUUCCUAUUAUAAAAUCUUCUUCUUUGCCAUCCUCUUCCAUUUCACACUGUUUCUAUCUUUGCGCCCAUCGACUCGCAUUUGUUUAACAACAGUACAGCUGCUUGAAUAUGUCCUUGACUGCAUGUCGCACUUGUCUUAUCCUCCAGCAGUAGAGGAUCGGAUUUAGAGAUGAGUUAAAGUAAAGCAAUGUUAUUGCAGCUAACCAAUCUACUCCGUUGUUUAUUCCAAUCCCAGAUACAACCCCAAAAGGCAGGUAGCAGAAAACUAAUGCCAAUUGCACCCACACUAUGCUAGACACUGUCUUUUUGUAUUUGGCUACAUUGAAUGAGUUCCCUUCCCCGCUCGGUAUUGUUCUGGUAACAUGGUUUUCAAUUUGCCCUUGAUGUUUUCGUAGUUUCGAUUGAAUCUUGGCGUAUGAGACUAUUGAAGCCACAAAACAAAUUAGGAUCGCCACAGAGGCUUGCUUAAAGGCAAUGUCUCUUUUCCACACCCAAAGUGGUGCCGAUAAAAUCGAACUGGCCCAAAAACUGACAAUAACAAGGCGAACUCGCUUUGAUGAUACAACAUGUCUGUAUCUUAUCCCCAAGUACAGGGCUAACAGUCUGUCCACGCUUACAGCAGUUGAAGUCAUGACAGAUACCCCGCACAAAACCGCGCUUAGUACACCGCCAACUUUGAAAAAUGUCACUGUUUUCCCACUCGACAUAACGAUUGUGGCAUAGAUGUAAAUCGGUUGAACGAUGAUGCCCACACAAAGAUCACUGACUGCCAGGCAUCGGAAAAAAAGUUUCGUCGAUGGAGCAAUGGUUAAUACUCGGCAAAGAGCAAUGAUGACUAGAAUGUUACCCAGGAAAGCGAAAGUCGCGAGAAUGAUAUUCAAGGCUGAAAAUAAAUCAACAAUACCUUUUGGUAAUGUUUGUAGCGCUUCAAUUAGUCCGCUUUCGAACUUGUUGUCUUCAACUGAGUUCGACAUUGUGUUAGAUGAUUAUCCUAAGUUUUAGUUGGCGCGAGGAAUUUCUUGAUGUCGGUGAUUGUUCGUGAAAUCUUAAUUUCCAAAUUUCAGUGUUAAGCUAGUUGAUGCACUGUUUGGUAUCUAGGUUUUUUGGGGUCUAUGUACUUGAUGUUUCAUGAAUUCGUUUAUUUUCCCUACGAGAUAUCAGUUGGCUGUUGGUGUGGUUUGAGGAAAAAAAGGAAACACAAGUUAUAUGGGUAUUAAAUCAUGCGAUUCUAUCACGCAUGCUCGGUGAGAGAACGAGCAAAGGUGCCCUUCAAAUGGGCGACUGUAUGUAAUGUGCCGAAAUUCCGUUUAAAUAACGGUAAAUGUUACCUUUUAACUGCUGGUUUCUGUGAGUAUCGUGUAAGAACUCAAGGCUUAAUUUCACAAGUAUUGAUUUUAAAACCGUCGUUUGGCAAAGAAAAGAUGACAGGUUGUUGUUUGAACAGUGAUGAGAAAAAACACCUGCUGGGAAUUGAAUGACUCUGUCAAAUCAUUCAGCUCCUUUUGUGCAGCAUAUCCGGUGGAAAUUCUUAAGUAAUCGCGCAAUAAAAAUAUGUUCUUGAAUUGAAAAUCAGAAAGGCAUGCAGUGUAAACAAAGGUUUUCUCGAACUUCGUUCGGAGGAAGUGGGAAGAUGAGAGAUCUUAAGAAUUUGGUAUCCAUGGUUGUUGUUAAAUAUCGCUUGUUUAACACUUUCAGUUCAAAAGCUGUCAAAGUUAAUUAUUUUAUUUAUAAUUAUGUGUUGCUGUCCACCUGCUAUUUUGUUAUUAAUGGACUGUUGUUAGGUGUGGAUCAUUUCACCAUUCACGUCUUUGAAAUUCAUGUUUCCAUAUGUCAAAAUAUGUUGUGAGGACACCUUAGUUAACAUUUUCUACUUACUAUUUCUUUUAUGAAUUUACUGAACAGUUGUCUUAUCAUGAAAAUGUAAGCCAUGUCACCUUCAAGUGGAUUUUUUCCUUUUUUCGUUACGGAAACUUUUAUUUGACUUUUAUCGGAAAAAUCAUUUAGUCAAACCUGGUUACUAUCGCCAAAAAACAUGACCGGUAGUCGUGGUGAUCAUACAAGAACCACUGUACUUAGCGAUAUUGAACCUAAUAGGGAAGUUUUUCAUUUGAGUCUCGAAAAUAGUCAGUGAUUGGUCCAGAAAACUCACGCCAUCCACUCAACUAAUUAGAAUAAAAACUAAGACCAUUCGCGAUUUGGUCACUCGCGUUUUCCCGCACUUCUAGUAUUUGAUUAUUUUUUACUCUGCGCUCUCCCGUGCUCUUUGUGAUUUAUUUUCCUCUCCUGUGAUUGAAUAUUGUAAUUACUUUGAUUAAGCCGAGAUAACAAAAAAACACCAAAAGCAUCGCAGUUUCUCAGAAUACCCUUGUGUUUGAUGCGAGCGAUGGCAGCGACCAUUGAAAAUCAAUCCAAUGGCUACAAGAAGAUUAUAAAGAGAACAAACUUAUAUGAGAACUCUUACAGUAGGAAAUUGCAUUAUUAACAGGAAAAGCAUUUUAUAGAAGUGCCACACUAUCAAAAACACUGCUCAACCCUUCUUUGUAAGUCAUCUGCUCGUGAGUUCCAGAGGCUUAGUAGUAGCGUCUGUAUUUUGUCGAAAAUUACCAAAUCGCAACUAGGUUAAACGCAACACCUACUUUGAAAUUUUAUGUUUCGAGCAUCCUUGCCUAGAGCUGUUUUUUAAAAACAGUUUAUAUGGCUGAUUGUGUCCUUCACGGCAUGUCGUACUUCUCUGAUCUUCCAGCAGUACAAGAUCGGGUUAAGAGACGAGUUUAAGAAAACCAGACUUGCUGUAGCCGACCAAAUAACCUGAUUGGUAUUUCCAGACCCAGCUACGAUACUAUAAGGAAUAUAGCAGACAAGUAAGGCCACUUGCACCCAUGAAAUGCUGGCAGUGUUUUUUUAUAUCUUGCAAUGUUGAGCGGACUCCCUCCACGUUCAUUCGGUUGUUCUAGGAAGUGGUUUUGUACAUUUAUCUGAGCGUGAUGUUUCCAGAGUGUUAGAUGAAUCUUCACGUAGCAUGAAGUCGAAGUUAUCAAACACAGUAGUACGAUAAGAGACGAUCCUCUGUAGAAGUUUUCUCUACUCCACAACCACACUGGCAAAGUCGAGGCACCAAGUAACCAAAAACCGAUAACCACACCGCGAACCCGACCCAAUGUUACAACAUGUCUGUAUCUCAUUUCCAACAUCAGCAUAAGGAGUCUGUCUACACUAAUGGCAGUCGAGGUCAAGACAGACACUGCAGACAAAAUCGUACUUAUUAUCCCACAAAUAUUGUAGACACGAUACAAAACAUCGCCUCUGAUAUCUUUCACACGAAACGCAGUGUAGGUUACAUACACAUAGAGUGGUUGAACAAUGAGCCCAACGCAAAAGUCAGUGACUGCAAGGCAUCGAAAGAAGAGUUUCGUUGGAGGAUGAAUAGACGACACUUGGCGAAGUGAAAAAAGGAUCAGAACAUUGCUCAGAAAUGCACUGAUGGAAAGAAGAAUAUUCAGAACCAAAAGAAAUUCAACUAGGCCUGCUGGUGAUGAUCUAAGAGUUUCGCGCACUAUGGUUAUGAAGAAGUCUUUUUCUGAAGAGUUUUCCAUUGUUCUCCGCGGUAAAAAUGUUGGGCUCGUUGCAGUGUUAUCAGCUUUUUGUAGGUGAUAAUUUAACUCUCGAGGCAUAUGCUCAAGUUUUAAUUUUUACCAACCCGAGGCCGUGUCAUCCUUGUGCGAUGAGUUUAUACUGUAUUACAUUUUUAAUAUGUUUUGUUUAGUUUAUGAAUCAUUUGUGUCCUAACAGACAAAACGGCGUUACGUUGUUACACGACUUCUCCCGAUUGGCAGUCCGGUGCUGUAAACGAGUUUAAUAAUCGGUUAAGUCAAACGCCAUAAGGAAUACCGAAAAAGUGAAUGUCACCCGUUUACGGCUAAUCUGCCUGAGAGGAAAACAACAACAACAGCCAAAAUAGAACAAAAUCGAGUAAAGACAAGCUGACCGUUUUUUUCUUAUCGCUGAUUACGAGGAGAUUCUAUUGGUUAUAGCUUAAUUUUUGUCCAGCAACCAAUAUUAAUUUUGAAGAUGUUUCAUCAGAGAGUAUAAAUGUGGUCGUUUGUUGACAUAAGAUAUUAGUUUCGAUGAAUACAGCUGCCGGGAUCUUUAAGAAAUUAAAGUUGUUUGCCGUAACUUUACGACGAUAUUUCCAAUGGAGGGUUUUAAGAGAAUGAUUAAGCUUCUCUUUGACUUGACUUUCCAUUUUCAUUAACACCUGAUAAUUACAGCGUCGGCAUAAGUCACAUGCCAGAGAUACAGAAGUUGUUCGCGCUUUUUAAUCUAAAUGGUCUGUUUCGGUUUUUGAUUUUUAAUGGAUUAUGAAAAAUCAAAUGAAAAUCUGAGCAAUUUCCUUGUUUUUUUCAAGGUAACUUGUGACGUGAUUUAUAAACGAAGUUAAUACCAUUUCUUUAAAUUUUGAACUCUGUUUGUUUUCUUCAUAUGUUAGAUAAUUUAUAUGUCGUUCGAGAGACGUAGAUAUGUCACCUAGGUGGCGGGAAAUAUGACACCGCCUGUGAGCCAACGCUAGAAUUCUCUCUACUUGGAAACUACGUUAAAACGACUGAGUGCUAUACUACAAAUCCUACAAAGGAGUAGUGACUUAGGAGUUUCGGAUUAACAUCAGUAUCUGGGCAACUGUCCACCUACCCCUCCCCUGACCCAACAUUAACCCUAACUUGUUAUCAAUUGACUGUAGUUGAAUUAGGGGAGGGGUAGGUGGGCAGUUGCCCAGAUACUGAUAUUGAUCCGGAGUUUCAAUUAGUUCGAGGCAAUUGUUAACGCGUACCUGAUUUUACGAUUGAUAGAAGUUAUUCAUCCUCUCAAUAACAUAAGUCGAGCAAUAAUUACCCCUAAGGAAAUGAAGAAAACUCUUGCUUUCAAAAUUGACAGGUAUAUCAAUUAGUUUGUCGAAAACACGACGCUACAUAGCAGUUAUUAACCAAAUUCUCGUUGCGUGGAAAUUGUGUUAAAAAGUGAGAAAUUAGUCACCUUUGAAUAACUCAAAUUGAGCUAUUUCCCCCUGAAAUUGAUACGAAAAUUGAACAUGAAUUGUAAAUGAAAAGAAAGGUUCUGAGUAUCGGUCAUACCUUUUACCAUCCGAGGGGAGUGUUGGGCCGAGAUCACGGCAGUGCUGACCAAGCGCAGGAAGGUUCCCACAAAAACGACCGCGGGGUCGCACUCCACGGGCCUGAUAGCAUGCUGGGGUCGUGAGUAGUUUAUUAUAUGCAGUCAUGCCAUGCUUUUUUUAACUUUUUGUAACAAAAUGCACUUCCGGUCACUCGUAUGAGCAACUCAGGUGGAGUAAGCUGUAACGAGUUUUAAAACAAAAUUACCAGUCGUUUGAUCACAUGGAAUGUCGGAUAAAAGGUGGACUUUUGGUUCUUUUGUUUGCAUACCAUUUCCAUGGAACAUCAGUACCCGUCUUGUUAUUUGUUAUUUUGUGUUUGUGUUUACAAUUAUCUGCGGAAACUGUCUUUUGUGUAUGCCUGUUUCAGUUUCUAAGAUCUUUUGCUACAAGGUCUUGAGGAUAAUGAAUUUCGCUUGGUGAGGUUUUCUAUUUCUUUACUGUAAACUCAUAAAUUGUCAAUCUUUCAGGCAAUUUCUUUGCGGAGAAUUGGAAUGUUGACAUGUUUAAAUACGGUGGCUUUCAAAACAAAACAAAAUGGCUCAUGACUUUUUUCGUGCAAGGAGUCCGUCCACAUGGCAACAUCGCGGCCAAAAAAAAAGAAAUCAGAGCGUUCGAAUUCAUGUCAAGACUACUUUGCCUUAUUAUGUUAAAAGAUAUCACUGGUGCAUUUUCAUUUCAAUUCGUGCAUGCGAAAGGUGCCUGAAGAAAUUUGCACUUACUCUCAGAAAUUGACAGACAGCUCAAUGGUCCAAACAAAGCAGUUUUUAUGGUAUUGGAAGCAUUUUCAAUUUAAUUAAUUUCGUUCGUCAGUGAACUAAGUUAGCUUUGAAUUCUCUCGACAUUUUCAAAUUACAGAAAACUGUAUCUUGGUCAUAAACUGAUUUGAUUCCCUUAUAAAUUUUCGUUGACGAAGCUCUUUUGUGAGUGAUUACCUUUUCAAGAAAAAAAUUGAGGGCGUUCUAUACAUUCUUGUAGUUGCUAGGAAAAAUUAGCAGUUAGUUGAGCUGAAAAUACUGACUGAUCCAUAAGGAGUGACACGAAACUCUCGAUUCACGCAUUCUAUUUUACUUAGAGACAAUCCUCCGCAACAACCAACAGUGGUUGAAAAUGUCGUAGUUGAAAGCAAUUAUGAUGCACUUAGGGCCUUUACUAUUCCACGCUGUUUAAAGAAUAUUCACUGUCGAUCCACGAAGUUCUGCCUAACAACAGUGUCGUUGCCUGAUUGUAUCCUUCACUGCUUGUCGCACUUCUCUGAUUCUCCAGCAGUACAAGAUCGGGUUUAGAGAUGAAUUUAAAAAGACGAGGGUGGUUACAGCCAACCAAGCUAGCCCGUUGUCUUCUCCAGUCCCUGCUGCAAUAACAUAGGGAACAUAACACACAACUAAGGCCAGUUGUACCCACAAAAUACUAGACACUGUCUUUUUGUAUCUUAUUAUGUGGAAUGGACUUCCUCCUGUGCUCGAUUCUGCUUGGGGAACAUGGUUUUGUAUUUGUGCCUGUUGGUGUCGUAUAGACAAGUGGAUCUUGACGUAAGAUGCAGUAGAAGUUGCCAACGAAAGCGUUAUGAUAAUAGAGGAUAACUUGUAGAAAACUUCCGUUUUCCAAACCCAAAUAACGACGAAUAAAGCACAAAUGAUCAAAAUAAAAAGCAUUGUGAGACGAACUCGCAUCAAGGUUACAACAUAUCUGUAUCUCAGCCUCAACAACAGGGCGAGAAGUCUGUCGACACUUAUGGCAGUAGACGUCAAAACGGAUAAUCCACACAAAACUGCACUUGAGGCUAUGCGAACUGCUUCAAGAUACUUGCCGUAAAAAGUAGGUCUUUCCACGUUUACUAGCGAAGAGAACUUGUAGAUUAUGUAGAGUGGUUGUGUAAAUAGCCCGACGCUUAGGUCCGUGAUAGCUAGACAUCGGAAGAAGAAUUUUGUCGGCGGAUAAAUAGAAGACACUCGAUGGAGAGCAAGAAGGAUGAGGACAUUUCCUAGAAUUGCUGUGAUGGAAAGAAAAAUGUUAAAGGCUGAGAAUAAUUUCACAAAGCCAGGUGAUACAAAGGGAUUUGUGUUCACAAGGGUUCCUUCUCCGGACGAGUUUGACAUAGCUAUUGAUGAUCAGUUGUUCUCUGGAGUUGACACUAAAUGAUAAUCUUCUCUGUGCGUGAUUCGAAUGCAGUUCGUUGAGAAAGUUUCAAAGCAGCUGGUAAAAAAAAAAACAGCAAUGAACAAGACAAAUUGGCACACAUGUUCCUUGCUGAAUAAAUUAAACGGUACACGUCUAGAGUUAAUUGAUGUUCUUCGCAUCUUUUUGUUAUUAUUCCUUACUUCCUGUUGAAAAGUGUAUCUACCGAAAAGUGAUUCUUAUGGAACUUUUUUGAUCAACGUAUUAGCUUUAAUUUCUGAAAACAGAACAGUUAGCAACUGUGAGUUCCGAAUUCUAUAUUGCAAAUAUUUAUUUAAGAAAAUUAAACCGUCAAAUUGAUAAAAGUUUAUUGGUUAAAGAACUGAAAGUCAGGGAAAGCACCUGUAAAAGGAAGAAAACACGCCUAAGUUCUAUUUUUAAUCAUUUUCACUCCGAUGUACCCUCUGAUGUUUGAACCUGGGCGCCAAAAUGAACUACCGGAAGACAAGAGCGCAGAAACUCUCCUUGUGUGGCUUAGGGAUGUGUCAAGUCCACUGAAGUUGAUUACAGACUAGGUCAAGAAUUGUUUCCUCUUGUGACUAUAAAGUUAUGCAUGAGGUACUGAAUGAGAAACCCCUGAGCUUCUCAAGGAAGUUCAAUUCCCCCCUUCUAACAAAAACCCGUUUUGAGAAGUUGACACUGUCAUUUAGUUAUUGUCCCUUGACGUUUUAUAGUAAUUUGAGUCGGUGUUACUGGUACUAGUGAGGCUUUUAACACUGUGUAGUAGAAAUAUAAUCUUGUUCUUUAUUGCGGACGACGACGUUGAAAGUUUCUCUUGCCAUUGUUCUGUUGAAUUUACGGCUACAAGAAUUAAAUUGAAACCAUGCCGAUUGAUUUGUUUUUUAAAUUCUUUUCCUUGGAACACGAGUUUUCUGUCAAGCUGGAAUACGCCUCUUUCAUUUACGCAAAAUUAAGUGCUUACUAAAUUAAUUACAAUACGGUUGGGGGACAUCUUUAUUCCUUGGUGAAUUUCCCUUUUGAAGCGACGGUUGUUCAUAUAAAAUAUUUAGUAAAGCUCCAUUUUGUCUUUCGAAGAUACUAGUAACCUGCUUUGUAUACUGAGUGUAAACUAAAAUUUCUGUUGAGUCAUUGUAUAGUUGAGCAAUUUGUACUCGGCCUCGUUUUCAGGUUGAGGUAAAUGACAUCACAGGGUGGUAACUAUUAACAAUCUACUCAUUUGCGUUUAUUUUAUCGCCAGUGUCAUUUCGAACUGUAUCCAGCUGCUUGUACAAGACUUGGAGAAUGCUUGCGAUGCGCCCUUGACAGCAUUGAUAAAGGUGCAGUGUUCUUCUUUUCUUCUUCAGGUGACGCGUAUUGAGUCAAAUAAUCACUGAAAUGGCCCCCUGAAGAAAUGGCAACUUUUGAAGCAAUAAAUACAUAUCUUUCAUGGUUCUUUUCCAGUCACCAUUUCUUACUUGUAGUUAAAUUGACAGUAAAACUUUUUAGAGUUACUUUAAUAAUAAUCAGAGAUAAACAUGACAAGGUUAAAUCCAUUAGAUAGAAUUAGCGAAAAAAAGGAGAAAAAAGACCAGGAAGUUAUAAGCUUUAGAAAUAGAUGCCACUUUGCUGUGUGUUUGUCCAUUUAUCGACCUGAGAUGAUGUCUAAACUCUGGGUUACGAGCCGCAGCGAAUCUGGUGUAAAUAACUCGCAGUUGUUGAAUUAUCUUAAACUCUUCCCUAAAUGAAAAAGAGAUACACGGCUCGACUUUUCGAGGAUUUGCUCCAAUUUUUGUUGCCAUGGUCUCUUACUUUGGUGUUAGUGGAUACCUUUUGCCUAAAUUUCCUCGAGGCCUUUUCUGAAUCUAGUAAACAUUUCCAGAACCAUGGUCCUUGUUGGAGAAAAUAAUGAAAACAACCUAUGACGUCACCUAAGCGUAUGCUUAGUUCGGAUCGACCAAACAUAGGCCACGUUGUUGGGAGAAAAUUGACUCGUCAACUGCUUUUGUUUACUUGAAGGUCAAUUGGCAAAGCGUAGAGGCUGUAGGAGACGAGAGCUCUUAUGUGACAGCCAUUUCCAAUCACCUGAAGGAAGCCGUACCUCUUUUACGUGAUUACCUGUCCUCAGCAAGAAAAUACUUCACUCAGUUCUGCGUAAAGUUUGUCAAGUAAGCUUGAUUUUGAUUAUCGUAAAACUAAAACCAAUGUAAUCAUAACGGGAAAUAAGAACAAUGAUGAAUAUCAAAGUGAGUCAUUGGGAACUCAUAGUUAAAACGGAACCGGCCCGAAGCGCGAGAAAACGCGGUAUUUUUAAAAAUGAACACCCAGAAGUGGUUAACGUGGGACCUCUCCCCGUAAUAUCCUUACAUUAUCCUGCUAACAGAUAAUGUGAAUACUCCAAGUUAUCAGUUGCAAAGUUGAGUUUAUCUGACAUCAUAUUCGUGUUAAGCAGCCAGAGGGAAGGAUUAGCAAUUGAACCUUGGGGUUGAAAGUCGCGAUUGCAAGUUUCAGUUUUGUAUCUGGGUGAUUGAAAACCAAAGCAAAAUGAAUGCAGUCCUGAAUAAUUUGCGUUGAAGGAUGAAAAGGAUGAAGUAGUCCUCUCAGAAUAAAGUAACGCAAUGUGUGGUUAUCUUGAUUAUUGCUGGCGAAAGUAACUCGAGACUGUUUUCGAUUAGGCAAUGCUGUUACUGUGGCUCUAUCUCACGGAUACAAGUAUUUUCCAUUAUUAUUUAUAGAAAAGUGUGUUGAAUGAUAAAGGUUAAAAUUCUCCGACAGUUCGUCGAGUCUCAUAAAGCUAAGAUGAUGAGCUAGUGUGUAAGAGAAGAUAAUUUUUUUGUUUUUUCCUCAGUUCUUUCAUUCCACGGUUCAUCAGCAACUUGUAUAAAUGCAAGCCAAUUAGCACUGUUGGCGCUGAGCAGGUAGAGUGAAAGUUACUAUAUCGGGUUUUUAGAGUUUUGCAAGUAUUUGAAGCCUUCAAAGGAAAGGUAAGGACGUCUGCCAACAAGCUCAGAGACCCGCCCUGUCGAAGAUUAACCCAGGGACAGAUGACAUUGUUACUGACGCUGAAUGGAAUGCCGCUCCAUUGGGGCAGCUUACCCACAAGCAAUUCUUUUGGUUUUCCCGGCAUGUCACCCUUACUAAUUCGUAAUCCUAGGUGGGGAUAGGCACUCUGAAAGUGAAGUGUCUCACUCAAUGACUCCGCUAGGAUUUAAACCAGAACCUUCCUUUGCGGAUUCCAGCGCGCUAAGCAUCACGCUACCUCGUCUGACAGGUUAUAGACCUUAAACAGUACCUGCAUUUUGAAAAGACGAACGCUUUAGUACUAAGGAAGUUUUUUUUUAUUUAUUUCCUCUCGAGGAGAUAUUUAGGGCGUAAGUCUUUCCUCAGUUCAUGCUUCUGGCUGUGAAUUACUUCGCUCUGCUUGUCCUGUUGAUUCGAUCUGAUUGAAGCAUCCUGUAAUAUUUUUUAAGAGGUUUGGCCAAUGGCUGUUUUCGUUUUUGUUACGCUGCAGCUGUUACUGGACACUCACUCUCUUAAAACAACUCUCCUUGAUCUUCCCUCAAUCGGCUCAAAAGUGCAAAGGAAGCCUCCAGCAAGGUAAGUCAUCCAGCUUAUCCUUUGACUCAACUGUUAAACGACCAGAAACGCCCUAACAUGGGGGAGGAAGGGAGAUCUGUAGGGGAGAUAGUUUAAGUUCUGGACUUAACCCUUUAACUCCCAAGAUCUGAUUGUUAAUUCUCCCAUCUAGCUGCUACGCAUUUCCUUAUCAAUAAGUUACGAGAAUUUGGUGUCAGAUCGAGGUAACAACUUCGACCUGAUAAGUAUAAAUAUUCUCAUGAUCUGUUUGCUGGAAAAUGUUUAGAUAUUAUAGGGAGAAGUUACUUGUUAAUCACUUGUGGGAGUUAAAUGGUCAAAGGGGCAUCUCAGAGCGAGGGGCUUAAAAGGGGAGGGAGCAAUCAGAACGUUUUCGGUACUCGCUCGUUGUGUUUGUAAUCAGUCACAGGAAAAAAUGUACUUUGUUAUAGUAGAUAGUUUUAACACUUCACCCAUAUAUUCUAAAUUCAUCAGUUGUUUAUUUGUUGUAUGAUUUCUUGGCUGCAGUUACACUAAAGUGGUGGCGAAGGGAAUGAAAAAGGCAGAAAUGAUAUUAAAGGUAAUGGAUUGGACGACACCACCUGGUUGGAGACCUUUUUCUUCUGUUCUCUUGUACCCUCUUGUUGAAGAAAAGCACAAGGGGAUUACCUCUUUCACUUAGCCAGGACAGAAGCUUUUUCAGAUUUCUCAUAUAGCUUAAGUAAUAGGAUUUCAAUAAGUGUAUCUGUCUUGAACAGUUUUUUUUUUCCAGCGGAAACGUCUUCCCUCGAAAACCUCCCAUAUCAGAUUAGCAGCUGAGCCCUCAUAUCAAUUAGAGGAUUAUAAGUUGAUCUAAUUCCAAAUUCUCCAAACUAACAUCAUAAGAAUUGUAUGGCAGACAGUAAGGAGAAUUACUAAUGAGAUAUUGGGAGUGAAAGAGUGAAAAUCGCCAUUAAUGUACCUAAACCUACUUCAAUCACUUUGUUUUUCGUUGUAGGUCGUUAUGUCUCCUCACGAUCCCGCGGUUGGAUUUGUGGACAAUUACAUAAAGUUACUUGCUGAUACAGAUACUUCUAACUUCCAAAAACUACUGGACAUGAAGGUGAGAACAAUUGAACUGAUACCUUAUGGCCUUUUCACUGUGAUGUUUACUAUAAACAUGAUAUCACCAGUUUUAUAUCGUAAGUUAACAUCAUCAUACAAAUUUGUAAAUUGAUUUCUACUGCAUGAACCUCCGUCAUGAAAAUUGUUAUUAGCCGCAGCAAAUACUAAUAACAAAAAGCAAACAAUAGUAACAACGCCAUAGUUUACAAUGGUUACUGUCGUUCCUGUAGCAGAAGUCGUAGUGUUUUCUUUGCACCGACAUCGUAAUGUAACGUACUAUAAGUUGCUUAGGUAAGAAGAUAUGGACGCACGUCCGAAACCACUGUUGAUUUGCUUCGCGUCAUAUGUCGUCCUUACCAGUAUGUUUCCCUUUUUCGGCCACUUUUCGUGUAGAGCUUUCAAAGUCGUGCUGUCCAAUGGUUCUCUGCACCGUUAACGGUUUUUUUUGUGCUCUCAUCGCUUGAUGUUUAAGUCGCACUUCAUACAAUGGUUUAAAUAUCUCUUUCCGUAAACAGCCGUAAAAGAGGUCGUGAAGCGAAACCCAAACUUGGGUGGCGGCGGUAGACCGACAGUAAACUUGCUUUUAUGGAAACCCCAGCUUUAAUAAUUCAAAAAACAAAACAAAACAAAACAAGACAAAAAAAAGAACAACACGCAGAGUUUUAUUUUAGGCGAACGUCGUGUUUAAGUGUUUGCCGUGGGAUAAACAUUCAUUUCGAAAACUGUCAAGGCAAGUAUAUUCAGCUAGCUAAAUUUUUUUUCGUAGUAAUUGUUAUGUACCAACUCUCUCUCCAGGGUUUAAAGCGGAGCGAACAACACAGCAUGCUGGACCUAUUUCGCUCUCGUCUACCCUCCCCUCCGGCAGGUAGUGCGCCUGGAGAGUCUGCGGCUGUUUCUUCUCACACCGCAACCGAGCAGGAGUCAAGUAGAAUAAAAAAACUAGAGAGACUGAUAAAAAAACCGUUUUAGACCAACACGGUUUUUCAUUUCUUCACUGAAGAAAAAUACGCACUGAAGAAAAAUACGCGCAGGCUACGCGCUUUUGACGCUUCGGUCAAACAAACUCAGUUGGCAUAUAAAAUGUGGGUUUCUUUCUUUUCAUUUAUAACGAAAUCAACAA